UAUCUCAUCUCUUAUCUAUUAUGAUGACAUAGCUUUAUACUCAACAAAACUUGAAUCUUUACUGUGAAACCUCUUAUUUGAGGUAAUUCUACCUCACAAAGAUUUUUAACCCCUUCCCAACGAGAAAACAUCAAAUCCUCCAUGAAUGGAUGAAGAGGAAAUCAUGAGCACGAACUUCUGUAAGCAGGCAUCAGGCAUCUUGUAUUUGAUGGACAAUGCAUAUAAAACCUUUUCUCAACUAGACUUCAAGGCAUAUGGGUGCGCAUUACAGGAUUGCGCAAGUAGCAAAGCUCUUACUCGAGGCAAGCAAUUUCAUGCAAAUUUAAUAAAAAAUGGAUAUGAGUCGGUGGCUUCAUUUUUGAACACGAACCUUCUUAACAUGUACGCCAAAUGCCAUGAUACAGACCUUGCACGCAAAGUGUUUGACAAAAUGGCCGAACGAAGUGUCGUAUCGUGGACUGCUAUGAUUGCAGGGUAUGUUCAAAACGGGGAUUGUUGGGAAUGUUUAAAACUUUUUUCUCGAAUGCGAAGGCAAGAGCAAUUUUAUAAACCAAACGAAUUCACGUUUCCUUGCGUGCUCAAGGCAUGUGCGGGUCUAGGUAGAGAUGGUCUGUCGCUCGGGAAACAGGUACAUUCUUGCAUUGUCCAAAUUGGGUUUGAUUCUGAUGUUUUUACUGGCAGUGCCCUUCUGGAUAUGUAUGCAAAAUGUGGGGUAAGGAAUGAUGCGCUUCAAAUGUUUGAUGAAAUGCCUGGGCGAAAUAUCGUCUCAUGGAAUGCCAUGAUUACAGGAUGUGUUAUCAAUGGUUGUGGUGAGGAAGGUUUUAAGAUCUUCCAGAAGUUGAGAGGAACCGAUGUUAAACCAAAUUAUGUUACUUUUUGUAGCCUGCUUUAUGCAUGCGUCCAGGCAUCCUCACUCGAACAGGGGAAGCAAGUACAUGGGCACCUUGUGAAGAGUGGAUUCGAUUCGGAAGUGACUGUGGGUAAUGGACUGGUAGAUCUGUAUGGGAAAUUAAAUCAUGUUGAGGAUGCACGCAAAUUAUUUGACAGCAUGCCUGAACGAAAUGUGGUUUCCUGGAGUACCAUGAUUGCAGGAUAUGUUCAAAAUGGAUACAGUGGAGAGGCACUAAGUAUCUUCUCACAACUGCAUCGAGAGGGAAGUGAGGCAACUGAGCAUACAAGUUCAAGUGUUCUAAAGGCAUGUGCAGUUUUAGCCAGUUUGGAGCAGGGGAAACAGGUUCAUACGCACAUUAUCAAAAUGAGAACAGUGUCGAAUGUUUACAUAGGAAGUGCACUCGUGGAUAUGUAUGGGAAAAGUGGAAGCAUAGAUGAUGCAUGCCAAGUUUUUGACAGAAUGCCCGAGAGAAAUCUGGUAUCAUGGAAUGCAAUGAUUUCAGCGUGUUCACAGCAUGGUCAUGCGGAGAAGGCGAUCCAGCUCUUUGAACAGAUGCAAUGUGCUGGGUAUCAACCAAACUACAUCACAUUGCUUUGUGUGCUAUCUGCCUGCAGUCAUGCAGGUUUAGUGGGAAAAGGUCUUUCUUAUUUCAAUGCCAUGAGUACAGAUUAUGGCAUAAUGCCAGAACCAGAACACUAUGCGUGCAUAAUUGACCUUCUUGGCCGAGCUGGCCUUCUGGAUGAAGCUUUGGAAUUUAUGAAAGGAAUUCCAUUAGAACCUACUCCUUCUAUGUGGGGUGCCUUGCUUGGUGCUUCUAGAGUUCAUGGCAACAUGGUUUUAGCAAAACAAGCAGCAGAACGCCUUUUUGAGUUGGAUCCCGGAGACUCUGGAACACAUGUGUUGCUGUCAAACAUCUAUGCUGCUAGUGGCAGGUGGGAUGAUGUAGCAAAAGUGAGGAAUGCAAUGAAGAAUAUAGGGAUGAAAAAGGAGCCAGGAUGUAGCUGGGUUGGGGAUAAGAAUAAAGUGCACGAAUUUCAUUCGAAUGAUAAAACACACCCAUUGACAGAAGAGAUCUAUUCAUUGCUGGAGAAAUUGAGUGGUCAAAUGAAGGAAUCAGGGUAUGUGCCAGAUACAAAUUUUGUGCUCCUUGAUGUGGACGACCAGCAAAAGGAACAAUUUCUUUCUUACCACUGUGAGAAACUAGCUCUUGCAUUUGGGCUUAUCUCCAUACCAUUUGGGUUACCUAUCCGAAUCACUAAAAACCUUCGUAUAUGCGGUGAUUGCCAUACUUUCAUCAAAUUUAGCUCUGGUAUUGUUGGAAGAGAAAUAGUCGUGAGAGACACUAACCGCUUCCAUCGUUUCAAGGAUAACCUUUGCUCUUGUGGGGAUUACUGGUGAUGUAAAAGAACAACGGAUAUCAUAUUGCGGUUGGUCCUGCCUGGAUUAUGCAGACAUUUUCCUAGUAUAUUACCAGCAAGAUUGGAAACUCACGGUGCCACUUAUUAUAUUUUCCAAAGUUGAACAUGCAUCCAUGUAUCUAUGUUCUCAUUGAUGCAUGCUUAUGUACCAUAUCAUCAUGAGGUACUCCGUUGUUCGAGGCUAUCAGCAAAUCCUGUAAAACCACGAAAGGCAACAGGAAUUGUGCUCCUCAUUGUGCAGGGUUUGUCCUUGGUUACUUUUCUCAGAAUAUAAGUCAAAUAGGAGUCGCAACUUAUAUGCUGGAUGCCUAGUGAAACAAGAGCCGCAAGGGAAAUGCUAGUUGCUAAUUUAUUCUGUACUCAAAAUCCCUAAUUCUUGCCAUCUGCAAAGCCUGAUUCACUGUGUUGCCUGGCUAGGUUUGAACUUUGAACAUGGUGAGGUUAGUGCUUGCUUUCUAUUCAAGCCUAUGAUGAUACAUUUUUUUGCAAGGAGAUUGAUGUGUAUGAAAUACAGUUUGGAAAUUGCAUAGUUGUUUUUAUAAACUUUUAGAUUCUACAUAGGGACUAGCACCCAGCACUGACAAGCAAGUCAUCAUAGAAUCAUAUGACAAUUACUUUUCUGUUGAGAAUGUGAAGUCCAACAGUCAUCUGUCUUUCCUUUCCUUCCUCUCUUCAUUUGCUUGCUGUCUCUUCAUAUUGGAAGAGUUAAAAACACUUACGAAAUGAUGAGAAGAAAUUGUGAAUUAUUUUAACAGUGAAUAGAAGAUAUUGCCUUGCUUUCCCA
This is a messenger RNA of Cryptomeria japonica (Japanese cedar), 3094 nucleotides long. RefSeq names its product pentatricopeptide repeat-containing protein At4g14850. The transcript has a single exon. The record is from RefSeq and is a predicted model, not a curated record. Gene Ontology annotation, cellular component: intracellular membrane-bounded organelle. NCBI's taxonomy places the organism in Eukaryota, Viridiplantae, Streptophyta, Pinopsida, Cupressales, Cupressaceae. Gene Ontology annotation, biological process: RNA modification. Gene Ontology annotation, molecular function: RNA binding; zinc ion binding; protein binding. Bases 146 to 2290 code for a protein of 714 amino acids.